UAAUUGACAAGGUAAGUAUUCAAAUUUUGAUUAUUUUAAAACGUAUCAGCUUAUGAGUGUGAAAGAUGGGUCGUAUUUAUAAUGUAGAAUAAUCGCAUGCGUUAGUGGUAUGUCGGCCGCACAGAAUAACUCGGUUACCGCCAUUUUAUUUCGGUUUUAACGCUAACAUUGUGGAUUGGAUGGCAAAUUAUAAUAAUAUAUUAUUGGUAAGUAAACAUUUACGUAUUUAUUUGAAACGUUGCAUAACUUUAUGUAGUGAUGAAUAGAGAUAUAUUAUUUGUUGGUAACACGCACAUUAUUACACACCAUUUCACCCACAUUUUUGGGUUAUACACGGUAACGAUACGAGCCGAAACGUAGUUUGAACCGUCGGGCCACGAACUCGCGAUCGCUCGAGGCCAGCGCGGCCGCCGGCGUGGCGCCAGCGCGGUGCCAGCGGAGCGGACCGACACAGCGCAGGUAAACCCGUUGAGCAUUAUACUGGCGACGUAGUUGGUUAUGUGGCUUAUUUAUCUAUUAUUUAUUAUUUCUUUUUUAUUAUUUGCAUUCACAUGUGAUUUCACUGCAAAUGUCUUUUCUUAGCAAUUCAUGUUUUAAAAUCUCGACUGUGUACGUCAGUCGACCCGCGCAUGUUCACGACGGCAGGACUUGACGUUGGCCAUUUGGAAGCAUGUUAUUAUAUUUUUUCGUUUUUAUCAUCGUUCCUAGUGAAUGCGCAUUUCAUUUUUAAAAAAAACAAUAUGACGUAAUUUUACAGCGUGUAACGGAAAGGCGAUGAAACAGUACCAAACAGAGUGAUCGAGGCGAUUUGUUUUAAAUGUGAACGAAACAUCAAAACUAAAUUUCCUCUUGAAACCAUCCCUGCUUGUGUCUCCGCUUAAUCUGCUUCAUAAUUCUUAAUCCGAUCAUUUCAGCUAUACGUCAUGUUCCAAUAAUGAUAAAAAAUAAAUUCAUUAUAUUUUUCCGUGUACUAACUAACACCUUCACUCAAAAGCGUUACUAACACAAUGCUGCUGCCAUAAUUAUUGUGCUUUUAUUAUUUCAUAUUCCAGCUAUCGUUUUUGAACUAACUAGCACUACUGCUGCAUACGCAAAAACUCCUUUUCCAUUAACUCGUGGCUAUCUUAAAAACUUCGAGGUACCAAUAGAAAACCAAAGCGACGUAAAUGCUAUUCAUAAAAAAAUGAGAAAGAAACCGCAUAUGAAAAAGAUGCAAAAAGGAAAAAGAAAAAUUCAGAAAGAUGGGGUCGCUUGCGGAGACAAACUACCCAAUGAUAAGGACAGGAGAUACGUGUGCUCCAUUUGCAAGCAGAAACAGUACAAGUACAGGAGGAACAAGCUCCGGCACGAGAAGUACGAGUGCGUGACGGGCCCGCAGUUCGGCUGCGAGAAGUGCGGGAAAAAAUACUCACAGAAAAAAACACUGAUGAUGCACGUCCUACAGAAACAUCCCGCUUGAUUACGGACGCCGUUUAUUGUUUGCUUUUUAUUUUUGUUUCAUAAAACAUGAAUUGUUAAGAACAAGUCAUUUUUAUGCUGAUCGUUUUUAGAAGUUGAAUAUUUUUGUUACUUACUUUAGUUUAUGCAUAGAAGGGUGCUGUUUUUUUUCUUUUAAAGAUUUUUAUUUUUAAGUUUUCGAAAUCUAUAUCGCUCAUAAAUCAAGGAAAUAAUAUAAAUAUCACUUGUGAGCAGCUAGCUACAUAGCCAGUUACUGUUUUGUUUUGUAAACAUUUUUUUUUAUAUUUCAAUAUAUUUUGUUACGUUGCCAUUUUGGUUUUUAUUUGCGGAACCGAACAGGCUCGUUCACCCGGGCAGAGCGGAAGACGGACUGUAUUCGGGCUUUCUC
Bombyx mandarina (wild silkworm) is the source of this 1846-nucleotide messenger RNA. Its product is annotated as zinc finger protein 32-like. The record is from RefSeq and is a predicted model, not a curated record. NCBI's taxonomy places the organism in Eukaryota, Metazoa, Arthropoda, Insecta, Lepidoptera, Bombycidae.